AUAUACCUUUCUAUCAGAAUUCCAAACAUGCAAUCACGCAUGUGCUAUGAUGACACAGCCUGGGAAAAAAGCGAGGAAAUUGCUGAUACCUGGGUUCGCCAAUUCUUCGACCCCAGCAUCUCAAGACCAAUCGGAAACUUUGUCAUCAGACACCACAACCCAGAUGAAGCCGUUAAAUUCGACAUCUUGGAAAAAGGGGCAUUCAAUAUCGCCCUCCGGAUGACAUACAAAAUUGGUUCUGCCAUCAUACGCUUCCCUCUCCCUGGCGCAACCAUGUUUCCUGAAGAGAAGCUCCGAUAUGAAGUGGCCACCAUGCGCUACAUCCACGACCACACCACCAUCCCCGUGCCGUUCGUUUUCCACUGGGGAUCCAAGAAAGACUGUCCGCUGGAGGUAGGCCCCUUCAUUAUCAUGGAGUAUAUCGAACACCACUCGACCAUGUACGAGGGGAUCCUCGAAGCCAUGUACGGGGAGAUGGCAGGCGUGCUUCUCCAGCUCUCCAAGCCAUCCCUCCCGCGGAUCGGGUCCCUGAGCCAGAUCGACGACUUUACCUGGGAAGUGGCACAUCGUCCAAUCUCGCUGGCGAUGAACGAGCUCGUCCGACUAGGCACCCUGCCGCAAACCCGCCUCCCCAGCAGCAGCACGCCAUUCCACUCGACAUCCCUGUACCUCGAAACCCUCGCAGACCUCCACAUCGCCCACCUCAAGCACCAGCGCAACGACGCCAUCGAGUCCGCCGACGACUGCCGCCGGAAAUUCGUCGCCCGCGCAAAGCUGAACAAGCGAUGGGCGGCGGCGGGAUUCGACACGGGCCCGUUCAAGCUGUGGGGCGAUGACUUCCGCCCCAGCAACGUGCUGGUGACCAACGACCGGAGGAGGAUCGCGAGCAUCGUGGAUCUGGAAUUCACGUACGCGGCGCCCGUCGAGUUUUCCUUUGCGCCGCCCUGGUGGCUGCUUCUCGAGCGACCCGAGUACUGGCCCGGCGGGCUCGAAGAGUGGACCCACUUGUUUGAUCGCCGGCUGCGGACCUUUCUCAGGGCAAUGGGCCGGUGCGAAGACGAUGCGAUCCAGGGAGGACGACUCCUCAACGAGCGGGAUCGGCUCUCGGGCCCAAUGCGGGAGAGCUGGGACAGCGGGGACUUCUGGAUUGUCUAUGCUGCGAUGCGCAACUUUGCCUUUGAUUUGGUAUACUGGCAUAAGAUUGACCGGCGCUUUUUUGGGCCGACGGACGGUGUCGAGGAGGAUGCGUGGAGGCAGAGACUUGGUCUCUUGGAUGACGCGGAGAAGGAAGAGAUGGAAAGGCUGGUUGCGCAGAAGCUCCAAGAGAUGGAAACCAGGGUCCUGGCUUGGGAUCCAGACCCGUAUACAGUGUCCUAUGGAGAUGUUGUCAAGACUUUGGCGGCCAAAAAGAACUGUAACCCGGAGGCCAACGAAGGGGAUGGCGUCGACAAUCUGGAGUCGGAAGUCAAAUGA
Messenger RNA from Aspergillus ochraceoroseus IBT 24754, 1473 nucleotides. RefSeq lists its product as uncharacterized. NCBI's taxonomy places the organism in Eukaryota, Fungi, Ascomycota, Eurotiomycetes, Eurotiales, Aspergillaceae. Bases 28 to 1473 code for a protein of 481 amino acids. The record is from RefSeq and is a predicted model, not a curated record. The transcript is spliced from 3 exons.